This is a messenger RNA of Hippopotamus amphibius kiboko, 4441 nucleotides long. RefSeq names its product semaphorin 4B (gene SEMA4B). Bases 483 to 2951 code for a protein of 822 amino acids. NCBI's taxonomy places the organism in Eukaryota, Metazoa, Chordata, Mammalia, Artiodactyla, Hippopotamidae. Gene Ontology annotation, biological process: semaphorin-plexin signaling pathway; negative regulation of axon extension involved in axon guidance; negative chemotaxis. The record is from RefSeq and is a predicted model, not a curated record. The transcript is spliced from 14 exons. Gene Ontology annotation, molecular function: semaphorin receptor binding; chemorepellent activity.
GGGAACUAGGGGUCGGCUUUCCUCCGCGCUCCCGCGGCCUCGGCUGUUACUGAUCCCCGGGCUCGGCCCCCUCCGGGCGCGCACCGAGCUGGGGGCACCCAGCUGGCAUCCUUUGAGCCUCCAGCGCCCAGGAAGGGGGAAGGGGAAGGGGCGGGGCAGGCAAGGAGCGGAGCAGAGAGGCUGGACUAACCGCCCCACUUCCUCCUUCCGCCCCUCCCUCCCGCACUCGCGGGCGAGCUUCAACCGAGCGGGGCCGGCGGAGGAGCGCGGGGCCGGGGGGCGGAGGGGCCAGGGUUCGCGGCAGCCCACGUGACCCCACCUCCCACCGCGCUCCAGCCCGCGCGUCCGGAGGCGGCGGCCCGCAGACCGACACCCGCGCCAGACUCCGCGGCGGGGCCGCCGCCCGCGAGUGCCGUAGGGCCACCUGAGCCGGAGCCCGGAGGACGCCGACGCUCCCUGCUGCCCGAGUCCUGCGCGCCGCGAUGGGCCGGGGGAGCUGGCCGCCGCCGCUGCCGCUGCUGCUGCUGCUGCUGCUGCUGCCGCCGCCUUCUCCGACUCGAGCGCUCGCCCCUCGGAUCAGCCUGCCUCUGGGCUCUGAAAAGCGGCCAUUCCUCAGAUUUGAAGCAGAAAACAUCUCCAACUACACGGCUCUCUUGCUGAGCAGUGAUGGCGGGACUCUGUUCGUGGGUGCCCGAGAGGCCCUCUUUGCGCUCAACAGCAGCAUCAGCUUCCUGCCAGGCGGGGGGUACCAGGAGCUGCUGUGGCGUGCAGAUGCAGAGAGGAAACAGCAGUGCAGCUUCAAGGGCAAGGACCCACAGCGGGACUGUCAAAACUACGUCAAGAUCCUCCUGCCACUCAACAGCAGCCACCUGUUCACCUGUGGCACCGCAGCCUUCAGCCCCGUGUGCACCUACGUCAACGUGGAGAACUUCACUCUGGCACAAGAUGUGGCGGGGAACAUCCUUCUGGAAGAUGGCAAGGGCCGCUGUCCCUUUGACCCCAACUUCAAGUCCACGGCCCUGGUGGUGGAUGGCGAGCUGUACACUGGAACAGUCAGCAGCUUCCAGGGGAAUGACCCGGCCAUCUCACGGAGCCAAAGCCUCCGCCCCACCAAGACCGAGAGCUCCCUCAACUGGCUACAAGACCCAGCAUUUGUGGCCUCGGCCUUCAUUCCCGAGAGCCUGGGCAGCUUGCAAGGGGAUGACGACAAGAUCUACUUCUUCUUCAGUGAGACUGGCCAGGAGUUUGAGUUCUUUGAGAACACGAUCGUGUCCCGCAUAGCCCGCGUCUGCAAGGGUGACGAGGGGGGUGAGCGGGUCCUGCAGCAGCGCUGGACAUCCUUCCUGAAGGCCCAGCUGCUGUGCUUGCGGCCUGAUGACGGCUUCCCAUUCAAUGUGCUGCAAGAUGUCUUCACGCUGAGCCCCAGCCCCCAGGACUGGCGUGACACCCUCUUCUAUGGGGUCUUCACAUCCCAGUGGCACAGGGGGACCACAGAGGGCUCUGCCAUCUGUGUCUUCACCAUGAGGGACGUGCAGAGGGCCUUCAAUGGCCUCUACAAGGAGGUGAACCGCGAGACACAGCAGUGGUACACCGUGACCCACCCGGUGCCCUCGCCCCGGCCCGGCGCGUGCAUCACCAACAGCGCCCGGGAAAGGAAGAUCAGCUCGUCCCUGCAGCUCCCCGACCGUGUGCUGAACUUCCUCAAGGACCACUUCCUGAUGGACGGGCAGGUCCGCAGCCGCCUGCUGCUGCUGCAGCCCCAGGCCCGCUACCAGCGUGUGGCCGUCCACCGUGUCCCUGGCCUGCACCGCACCUACGACGUCCUCUUCCUGGGCACCAAUGACGGCUGGCUGCACAAGGCGGUGAGCCUGGGCGCCGGGGUGCACAUCGUCGAGGAGCUCCAGGUCUUUUCACCAGGACAGCCCGUGCGGGACCUGCUUCUGGAUGCCGACAGGGGACUGCUGUAUGCUGCCUCCCACUCGGGCGUGGUCCAGGUGCCCAUGGCCAACUGCAGCCUGUACCAGAGCUGCGGGGACUGCCUCCUGGCCAGGGACCCCUACUGCGCUUGGAGCGGCUCCAGCUGCAAGCACAUCAGCCUCUACCGGCCUGAGGUGGCCUCCAGGCCAUGGAUCCAGGACAUUGAGGAGGCCAAUGCCAAGGGCCUCUGCAACACUACCUUGUCCCAGGCCCAGACUUCUGUACCAAGAGGCGAGAAGCCGUGUGAGCCAGUUCACUUCCAGCCCCACACUGUGAACACCUUGGCCUGCCCCCUCCUCUCCAACCUGGCAGCCCGGCUCUGGCUGCACAACGGGGCCCCCAUCAACGCCUCGGCCUCCUGCCGCGUGCUGUCUACCGGGGACCUGCUGCUGGUGGGCAGCCAGCAGGAGCUGGGGGUGUUCCAGUGCUGGUCCUUGGAGGAGGGCUUCCAGCAGCUGGAGGCCAGCUACUGCCCGAAGGUGGUGGAGGACGUGGCGGCAGACCGAGCAGACCGGAGCGGCAGCGUGCCUGUCGUCAUCAACACGUCGCGGGUGAGCGCGCCGGCCGGGAACAAGGCCAGCUGGGGUGUGGACAAGUCCUACUGGACCGAGUUCCUGGUGAUGUGCGCACUGUUCGUGUUCGCCAUGGUGCUCUUCAUUUUAUUUUUCCUCUACCGGCACCGCGGCGGCAUGAAAGUCUUCCUGAAGCAGGGGGAGUGUGCCAGCGUGCACCCCAAGACCCGUCCAGUGGUGCUGCCACCUGAGACCCGGCCGCUCAAUGGCGUGGGCCCCCCUAGCACCCCACUCGACCACCGAGGCUACCAGGCCCUGUCGGACAGCUCCCCAGGGCCCCGGGUCUUCACAGAGUCGGAGAAGAGGCCACUCAGCAUCCAGGACAGCUUUGUGGAGGUGUCUCCGGUGUGUCCCCGGCCCCGGGUCCGCCUGGGCUCUGAGAUCCGGGACUCCGUGGUGUGAGAGCAGACUUAUAGAGGUGGCCUCCCUCUUGGGGCCGGGAGUGCUCAGAGAGGGUCGGCUGGACUCUGCUUCUCAUGGAACACAGCCGCGGUGCCCAGCCCUCGGGAGCCAUGGAGCCAGCUGGCCUGCUUCCAAGUGGCAAGGCCCCCUCCACCCCAGAUGGCUACGGCCACACAGGGCCUGGCUCAAGAUAGGGGCCUGCCCGCGUGGGCAGGACAGUGCUCCUUGUGUAAACUGAGCCCUUUGUUUCAAAACAGUUGAAAAUGUGAAACGAGAGAGAAGAGUAAGAGACAACACAGAACGCCGUGCACUUGGCCGGCCCAGCUCCCAGCCUUCCAGCCUCUGGACUGGGAGGACUCAUCCAAAGUGGUUGUUUGAGACAGAGCUGGAAAUCCCUCACCAACUAUCCUCUUCCACUUUCCGCCUUAUCCUACGGCCACAGGCUGCCCCUUCUCACUGCAGACCCAGGGGCCAGCUCGGGCUCCGGUGGGUCCAGGCUCACCACAUGGCCCAGUUGUUGCAGCCACCAUCCUGUCACCUCAGGGACCAGAGGGCCACACUGGCACUGCAGCCCUCACGAGGCCCUGGGCUCAGACCCACGUCCUGGACCUUUCCAGCCUGUAUCAGGCUGUGGCCACUUGAGAGAGACAGAGGGCAGCGUGAGCCCAGGAAAGGGUAUAUGCCAAUGUACACCUUCCCUCAGAAUUCCAGGAAGAGACUGUUGCCUGCCUUCCUCCCUCCCAGCCUGCAAACCUGUGUCUCUUUUCCCCACACCUGCCUUGGCCUCAUCUUGAAACCCAGUCCCCAGUUCACCCUACACCUUGCAGCCUCCACCCUAAGGGAUAGUGAUACUGCCCAGCACAGGGAUCCUGCGUUUAUGUGGAUUUUAUAUUUUUUUUUAAUAAGAUGCACUUUACUUUUUUUUUUUUUUUGUAAUAAAAUCUAAAGAAUUGAAAUUGAAUCGUGGCCCUUCCUCUUAAAGGACUGUUGCUUUUUGAGGUUGAUCUGCUUCUUUGAGUUCUGGGAGGUUUUAGACCUCCUCUUUCAGGUGCUAGUGGGCCAAAGCCAGCCCAGCCUGGCUGACCACACCUCGCAGCGAAGCCAGGUUCUUAAACGUGGGGAGUUUAACGCACUGAUGGGGUGGGGGAGGGGAUUUGUUUGCUUUACUUCAGUUCCUUUACUAUGCAUCCCCAGCUCAGUUCAGGGAUGGGGCACAGGGGACAAAGUCUUGGGUUUUCUUGUUUUAACUUGAAAAUAAUUUUUAUUUUUAAAAUGAUCAUAAAGUUAAAACUGACUUUUUUCUUUUACUACACAGUUCUGUAAGUUUUAACACAUGUAGAAAUUCAUGUAACCACCACCACAAUCAGGAUACAGCAGAGUUCCACCCCUCAUGCUACCAUACGCACACCCUCACAAGGGAGGGUGGGAAGGGCAGGGUACAGCCUGACUUCCUGCUGUCUCCUUUAGGUCCUACUUAUUCCCAGUGUGAC